Messenger RNA from Linepithema humile (Argentine ant), 4851 nucleotides. NCBI's taxonomy places the organism in Eukaryota, Metazoa, Arthropoda, Insecta, Hymenoptera, Formicidae. The record is from RefSeq and is a predicted model, not a curated record.
AGGCGCCACGCCCGCCCCUCCAUACAUGAAGCACGGUUACAGAGGGGGCGCCUGAGGAGAAUUGCUGGCGGUCGGCGCAGCCGCCCGCCGCGUUUUAUGCAACCAGUCUUGCUUCGGAGCGAGCGAAUCCACUGCCCCGGCCUUUGACAGACGGGGUAGCGUGUGCAGUGCCAUCAGUAUUGUCUGUCGUCGUCCGUCGGCCGUCUUUCAGCCCGUGUUCUAAGUACGUACGACUGGUAACGUGCGUGCUCACGGCUCUUCGGCGGAAGAACAUCACACACCGGCCCCACGAUCUAGUUUCACGCUGUGCUUUUCAGGCAGGUCACGACGGAGCCUACCUACGAGCCUGACAUAGUACUACACCGCUAUUGUUUUCUCGUGCGCGCUGACUUUGCCGGUGAGGCGAGCGAGGGAACAAACUCAGCGCACUUCGAACGACAACGAGGCGGUGUCGGCGGUGUUCGACCGAUAUCGUAUCGCUCUACGUAGAGCUGCGCGGCACGUACGAUUCACGAUCGCACCCCACAGUCGUACGCUGUAGGCUCGUGUCUGCCGACGGAGUGUCAGUGCGACGAGUCGGUUGGUGUUCUGACACACGGGUGCAUUAUCUAUGACUGUGUGUGCGUGCAUAUGUGCGUGACGUGUGCGUAAAGGCAAGAGAGCGACGGACUGGCGGUAAACGCGCACGAGAGAGAGAGGGACGGGCGCGACGACGAUGCGGCCGUGAAUCCUCGGUACGUGGCUGCGCUCACGCCGCGCGUACUCUCGCAGCAAGACACGAAUACAACGACGACGUCGACGGGGACUACGGCAGGAGCGACAGAGAAAGGCGCGUACUCGCACGCGCUGCGAAUUAUCACGCAUUUGCGUAACUACAACGCGUCUCUCGGCGCGUGCAGGCUCCUAACUCGGUCGACUCCUUCGACCUCCUCCUCGUCGUCACUAUGGCGGACGACGAGGUUCUCUUCGAUGAUGUUUACGAGCUCUGCGAGAUUAUCGGCAAGGGACCAUUCAGCGUCGUUCGGAAAUGCAUUCACCGUCAUACCGGGCAGACUUUUGCCGUAAAAAUCGUCGAUGUGGCAAAGUUCACUUCUAGUCCCGGGCUCAGCACAGCGGAUUUGAAACGGGAAGCUACAAUAUGCCAUAUGUUGAAACAUCCGCAUAUUGUGGAACUGCUGGAAACCUACAGUUCCGAGGGCAUGUUAUACAUGGUCUUCGAAUACAUGGAUGGCUCUGAUUUGUGCUUCGAGGUUGUAAGACGAGCAACUGCUGGAUUCGUAUACAGCGAGGCAGUUGCGAGUCACUACAUGCGACAGAUCCUCGAAGCGUUGCGUUACUGCCACGAGAACGACAUUAUUCAUCGUGACCUGAAGCCGCAGUGCGCCCUUCUAGCUGGCAAGGAAAAUUCCGCCCCGGUGAAGCUGCGCGGCUUCGGCGUCGCCGUGCAACUCCCGACCUCGCAGUCUAAUGGCGUUGCAUGUUACACGACCGAGUAUCGGCAGUGUCUGAGCCCAAAGGGGCAGCUCUACUUGAAGGCCGACAGCGAGGGUCGUGUCGGAUGUCCGCACUUCAUGGCGCCGGAAGUGAUCCAACGGCGACAAUAUGGGAAACCCGGUGACGUCUGGUCAGCCGGAGUGCUGCUCCAUGUUCUGCUUACCGGUACGCUUCCGUUUGUCGGAUCUCGAGACAGACUACGAGAAGCGAUUUGCCGAGGGCGGGUGCAGAUGGAGACACCACUCUGGGAUCCCAUUAGUGAGCCGGCAAAAGAUCUCAUACAGAGAAUGCUUACGACCGACGUAAAUCAUAGGAUUACCAUCCAGGAGGUUCUCAACCACAAGUGGCUUAGAGAUCGUGAUAAGGGUGCAGCCCGUAUUCACUUAGGCGAUACUAUAGAAGAGCUUAAGAAAUUUAACGCGAGGCGAAAAUUGAAGGAUGCUGUAAAAGUAGCAGUCUCCUCGUCGAAAUGGCACGUCCCAUAUUCAGAAGCUAAUGGAGACAAUUUUUCCGACGUUGGCGAUGACGAGGUGACAACAGGCGCUGUAGCUGAAAUUAUGGAUUCCUUGGAUGACAUCGAGAUCCUCGAAGAAAGUGACAGAUUGUUACGGGCGGAAGUUAUUCACGCUGUUGAUGACCAUCGGCUUCGAGCCGUUUUAGAGCUUUAUGACAGGAUCUCAGGUCGUGUGCCAACGCCGUACCGAGCACCGCAAACAGAUGCAGUCCAACGUGCCCGCGAAGUCGAAGAGAUCCUUCGGGAAGCAGAGCAUUCAGCGGUGCGAAAUAUCGAUAGAGCCGAUCUCCGGGAGCUUCACGAAUUAUUGGUCCAGCCGCAUAUGAGGGCACUCCUACAAGCGCAUGACGUCGCCAGUCACGAAGUGUACGGCGAGGAAGCCACCAGAGUAACACCGCCUCCGCUUCUCACAUACCUGAAUGGCGGCGACGACCUCGAAGGGCAAAACGGCGAUUUAGAUGAGAAAAUUACUCGCGUCAGAUUGGUGCAAUUCCAGAAGAAUACAGAUGAGCCGAUGGGAAUCACGCUGAAAAUGAACGAGGACGGGCAAUGCUUCGUUGCGCGGAUUAUGCACGGCGGGAUGAUCCAUAGACAAGCCACUCUUCACGUUGGUGAUGAGAUCAGAGAGAUCAACGGUAUACCAGUUCAGAAUCAAUCCGUUAAUGCCUUGCAAAAGAUUCUGCGGGAGGCACGAGGAUCGGUGACUUUCAAAAUCGUGCCGUCUUACAGGAGCGCGCCGCCCCCCUGCGAGUUGUUCAGGAUUAAGCCUCUGCCAGUGUUAAUUUUCGUUCGAGCGCAAUUCGACUACGAUCCACUGGAGGAUGAAUUGAUACCUUGCGCGCAAGCCGGGAUCGCGUUUAAGACCGGCGAUAUUCUGCAAAUCAUCAGCAAAGACGACCAUCACUGGUGGCAAGCGCGGAAGGAUAACGCGGCUGGCUCCGCGGGUCUUAUCCCUUCGCCCGAACUUCAGGAAUGGCGCAUCGCCUGCAUGUCAAUGGAGAAGAACAAGCAAGAACAAGACGCUGAAGGAGAAGGUGGAUGUUCUUCUCACACCGAAGGCUGCGACGGCUCGACAGUAAAUUGCUCAAUAUUCGGCCGAAAAAAGAAGCAAUACAAGGAUAAAUAUCUCGCAAAGCACAAUGCCGUUUUCGACCAGCUGGAUCUGGUGACUUACGAAGAGGUCGUAAAGCUUCCUUAUCCUGCCUUCCAACGGAAAACGUUAGUAUUAUUGGGAGCACAUGGCGUCGGUCGACGACACAUAAAGAAUACGAUUAUCUCCAAGCAUCCCGAUAAAUACGCCUAUCCUAUUCCGCAUACAACGAGGCCUCCACGAAGCGACGAAGAAAAUGGUCGUAAUUACUAUUUCGUAUCACACGAUGAGAUGAUGGCAGACAUAGCUGCUAAUGAAUACCUCGAAUACGGUACACACGAAGAUGCUAUGUAUGGAACUAAACUCGAAACUAUUCGCAAAAUUCACGAAGAAGGCAGAAUGGCCAUAUUGGAUGUUGAACCACAAGCAUUGAAAGUUUUACGGACUGCUGAAUUUGCACCUUACGUCGUCUUCAUCGCUGCACCAGCGUUCGCAAAUGUUACGGAUUUCGACGGUAGUCUGGAACGAUUGGCGAAGGAGUCGGACAUGCUGAAGCAGGCGUACGGGCACUUCUUCGACUUGACCAUCGUGAACAACGACCUCGACGAGACGAUCGCCCAGCUGGAGGCCGCGAUCGAGCGUGUGCACACGACACCACAGUGGGUACCAGUUUCUUGGGUCUACUGACAGCGGUCCUCGCCGAUUCGUCAGAUCGCUACCGCGGACUGCAACGGCUCGUCGAGGAUGAAGUAGUGAUCACCGGCACCGUAACGAACUCGUCGCGAAGAUCUGACAGUGACGUCGACAGCCGCCAGGCCGUAUCCUGGUGAAGAACGUGCCGCAGGCAGUUACGUCGGACCAAUCAAACGUACUCGCCGCCGAUCUCGGCUCGCCGGUGAAACAAUCGACUGGAGUGCGUGAUUAUAUGAUGGCCGUGUGUUCAUGAAGUUCUUUAAACACCGCUGCAUAGUUGUUAUUAUACAGUCGCGGGACACGAGGGGGCACCAGCGACGUGUUCGGAAUCGUCCUGACGUCGAUGAGCAUCGCCGCCGCGUCCAUCACCGAGACGUCGGAUCUAUCAGAAAUCGCACGCGUCAGCAUCGGGCGUGACGAAGUCAGUGACGGCCAUGGCGUCACGAUGCGUCUAGAAACGGACGCUUUCUCGCGGACCACCAAUUUCUCCUGCACCUGCUUCUCUUUCUCUUUCUUGUCCCUCUUUCGAAAUUUCAUAAAAAGAUGAGACACGAGUAACAUCGAUCAGCUGGGACUCCUCUCGAACGAGACUGCUGCGAAUGCAAUGUCUUUCUCUCUAUUCCACACAGCCUGUCGCAUUUUUUGACACAUUCCUGACGCGUAUCCACACGAAUUUUCUUUACGACGGUCCUCAGGGCAAUCGUUUUACGACGCGAACCGUGGCAUAACGGUAGCGCGACAACACAAGUACCAACAAAUAUUCUGCGAAAUGCGAAGAAAAGAAACAGAAACGAAAAACAAUGGCCGUUCAUGCUUCACGCGGACGUCAACCGAGCGACUGUACCUUCGUACUCCUACCUGCGGAAUCUAUCAGUCGACUUCCCGUAAACUGUAAUUGCCUCCUAUCGUACUUUAUCGUAACUAUUUAAACGAAAAGAAGCUAGAGAUCGCGCGGCACGGCAGUGCCCAUAAAUAUAUACAUAUAUGUAGCGAAAGACGAGGGUCCCAUCGCAAUAAUCGAAACCCGUCUAACCGUUCAAUCAGAAAGAAAAAAAAAAAA